This is a messenger RNA of Cynara cardunculus var. scolymus (artichoke), 1286 nucleotides long. RefSeq names its product ER membrane protein complex subunit 10. The record is from RefSeq and is a predicted model, not a curated record. The transcript is spliced from 9 exons. Bases 92 to 1003 code for a protein of 303 amino acids. NCBI's taxonomy places the organism in Eukaryota, Viridiplantae, Streptophyta, Magnoliopsida, Asterales, Asteraceae.
GGAUUAAAAUUACAAAAAUAUGUGAACGGAAAAACCGAAGAACUGUAUACAAGAAGUGUGAUUUGAUCUGCAAACCCUAAACUCUUCCACCAUGACACUCACCAGAUCCUUGAUGCUCCUGCUGCUCUUGGUUUCAUCGAAUUCAGCUUUUCAAUCCGACGAGCUUCUAGUCGACGACGAAGAAUUCGGUCUAGAAGGUGGCCGUUCCCCUAAUAUUGACCUAACACUUUCAUCAUCACCUCCGAUCCCAUCUCGUGUUCAUUCCCCUCCAAAAUCCACUCGUAAGAGGUCGGUGGAUUCUGAAUCAGACUCCAGAGUUCAAUUCGUUCUCGAACACGCGUUGGGGGUUUCCUCCGAGUUCUCCGCCGCCGGCACUUUCACUGCUCGACUCAAGGCUUCUGCAAAUGGCGGACAGAUUCUUACAAAGCUUCGGUUCUCAAGGAAUGAUCUUACUGCAACAGAGAAGGAGAAAUUCAAAAAACUACUGGAAGACGACGAUUUCUACAGAAUAAGAUUGCCAUCUGACGUGUUAAAUGCUUCUGGGAGGGACUAUGUUAUUUCCUCAGUGAAGGCAAGAUGUCUCCCGAAGGAUGGCUUGGAAGAGCAUAUUCUUAUACACAUGGAAGGUGUUAACAUUUUGGCUGUCAGCUACGGUUCUCAUGGGGCCUGCCAGCAUCCUCGCCAACUGAGACUUCCUUCAAAGUGGUCCUUCAACUCUCAUACACUUUUAAAAUACAGCGAACAGGCGCCGAGGACUCCAACAUUUUCUGAAGAUAUCGGUGGUGUUGAGAUAGGAGAUGAAGAAGGUGUAAAGCCAUUGGAGAGGUCCUUUUGGGCUAAAUAUUGGAUGUACUUGAUUCCUCUUGGACUUAUUGUGAUGAAUGCUGUCACCCAAGCCAUGAACAUGCCUGAGGAACAGGCUAGCGGUGCAGCAGGUGCCCAACCACAGCAGGCAGUUGCUGCAGGUCCCCGGGGACAGAGUGCAGCUGUACGGAGACGAUGAUGCAGGAUUCUUCAAGUAGCUGGCAAUGGCAUGGAUGGUGGCGGUCUUACGGCAGCGGGGGCAACUUACCAUUCGACUGUAGAUGUUGUAGUUUUCUAAUAUGACAAUGAUACAGGCUUCAUCCACUUGAAUCAACCCAUUCUUUGUGUUGAGAUGAUUAAAGGCAUUGAGGAUUUUGUUAUAAAAGGGAUUACUUUACUACUGAACUCUCCUUGUUUCAUUGCAUGUUUUCGCAAUUGUUUUCAUUUUAGGGUUCAUAUGAUAACCACAAACGGUACUUUCC